UAGCACGCACGCGGUAAGCAACGCGAGAUGGUGAAAUACGCUCGCGAGCCCGAGGGCGACGCCACGAAGUCGUGCAAAGCGCGCGGCUCCGACCUGCGCACGCACUUCAAGAACAUGCGCGAGACCGCCAUGGCCAUCAAGAAGAUGGAUUUGACGUCCGCGAAGACGUACCUCGAGGAGGUCAUCGCGAUGCGCCGGUGCGUCGUCUUCCGCCGCUUCUGCGGCGGCGUCGGCCGCACCGCGCAGGCGAAGAACGAGGGGUCCACGAACGGGCAGGGUCGGUGGCCGAAGAAGUCCGCCGAGAUGCUCCUCGGCAUCCUUAAGAACGCGGAGUCGAACGCGGAGGUGAAGGGACUGGACCCCGAGGCGCUCGCGAUCACGCACAUCCAGGUCAACCGCGCGAUCCAGCAGCGCCGCCGCACGUACCGCGCGCACGGUCGUAUCAACCCGUACAUGAGCUCGCCGUGCCACGUCGAGGUGAUCCUAUCGGAGAAGACGGAGCCGGUGAAGCGCGAGGAGGACGUGCGCGGGCCGAGGGUCACGUCGAAGCAGGCCGCGCGCCUUCGCAUCCGCAACGGCUCCACGAACGCGUGAGCAGCGCUGAAGCGGGUCAAAAGCGAAGAGGGUGUGGGGGGUUGGUCGACGAGACGGCGAGAGAGGGUGGAGGCUCGCGCGACGGCGUCGUUUAGGACGCGUCGGCGACGCGGCGGCGACGACUGUUAGAGUCGCGCGCCGCCGCGGAAGAUGCGAAUGAUGUAACGACACGCGAGCCGCUAUCGUU
This is a messenger RNA of Micromonas pusilla CCMP1545, 781 nucleotides long. RefSeq lists its product as uncharacterized. The record is from RefSeq and is a predicted model, not a curated record. The coding region runs from base 28 to 594 and encodes 188 amino acids. Gene Ontology annotation, molecular function: structural constituent of ribosome. The transcript has 2 exons. Gene Ontology annotation, cellular component: cytosolic large ribosomal subunit; ribosome. Lineage: Eukaryota; Viridiplantae; Chlorophyta; Mamiellophyceae; Mamiellales; Mamiellaceae. Gene Ontology annotation, biological process: cytoplasmic translation.